CCCCGCGGCAGCAUGAGCGGCUCCUCCUGACCGCCGGCCGCCCUGCGUCCCUGCCCCGCCGCCGGGACGGGCCCUGUCGGAUGCUGGCGUCUCCCCCGUGCCGAGGAUGCUGAAGAUGAAGCUGCCCCUGAAGCAGACGAGCCACAAGGCAGCGACGGUGGAAGAGGCGGCGGCGGUGGCAGCAGCCGCGGGGCUGGGGCUGAAGGAGCCCGGCGGUGCCCUGGACUGUCACCUCCAGCUGCAGCAGGUGCCUCGGGCGCCGGCCCGCGGAAACGCCGCGGCGGGGAGAGGGUGCGGGUUGGAGAGGCCGAGCCAGCUGCACGGCUUGGGACCGGGGCCUGGGCCUGGGCCGGGCCCGCCGCCCCCCCCCGCCGCGGUUAGCGCUCCGGGCGGCGGCGGGCCCGGCUCGGCGGCGGCCCGCACCGAUAAGGAGACGGUGUACGAGUGGUUUGGGCUGGUGCUGGGCUCGGCGCAGCGGCUGGAGUUUAUGGUGGGGCUGCUGGACCUGUGUAACCCGCUGGAGCUGCGGUUCCUGGGCUCCUGCCUGGAAGACCUGGCCCGCAAGGACUACCACUGCCUCCGCGACUCGGAGGCCAAGGCUAACGGGCUCAGCGACCCCGGGCAGCUCGGCGACUUCCGUGACCCGGCCGUGCGCUCCAAGCUCAUCGUCUACCUGGCCCUGCUGGGCUCCGAGAACCGAGAGGCCGCCGGCCGUCUCCACCGCCUCCUGCCCCAGGUGGACUCCAUCCUGCAGAGCUGGCCGGCACGGAGGCCCCAGGCGGGCGCUGGCGAGGAGGAGGGGGCCGCCGAGGAGGAGGACAUGGUGGUCGUGAUGGACGAAGCUGGAGAGAACGGGCAGGCCGGCCUCCCUCCCGCCCAGGGCCUGGGCUUCGGCGCGCAGGAGGAGCUGCUCCUGCUCUUCACCAUGGCCUCGCUGCACCCGGCCUUUUCCUUCCACCAGCGUGUGACCCUGCGGGAGCACCUGGAGCGGCUGCGGCGGGCCUUGUGCGGGGACCAGGAAGAGGAGGGUUUCGGCAGCCACCAAGCCCAGAAUGACUUCUCCCAUAGUGACUGUAUGUCAAGUAAUGAGACCAGUCUGCUAGAACGAACCACAGCACCUCAUGAUGGACUACCAAUGACUUCCCAUAGACCUCAGCGAGAAGCUGUACACAUUGAGAAGAUAACCCUGAAAGGAGUACCAAGAAAAAGGGCUGACAAGCAUCUGGAAUACACAUUCAAAGUAACCUGGUCUGAUCUUUCAGUAACAUGUGUAACAAAAACACAUCAGGAGCUUCAGGAAUUCCUGCUAAAACUCCCAAAGGAACUGUCUUCUGAAGCAUUUGACAAGACUAUUUUAAGAGCACUAAAUCAGGGUUUUCAGAAGAGGGAAGAACGAAGGCAUGCUGAUCUUGAGCCCAUAAUCAGGCAGCUAUUUUCAAAUACAUCGCAAGCUUUUCUGCAGAAUCAGAGAGUAUACAACUUCUUCCAAUCAAUUUCAUCAGAAUCUUUGCACACUCACAGUAACUUACAACCCUCUUUGAAGACGGUUAAGGCACCAGAACACUUCAAGGAGGACAGUUCAGAAGCUUCAAGUCAGGAGGAAGAUGUAAUGCAACACACAGCAGUCCACAAAAAACACAAUGGAAAAAGUCCUGUUGCCAACAGCACUAACAGUGCAAAGUGUUCUUCACUGGAUAGCCUUAACAUGCAGCACACAGAACAAAAUGGGGUAUUGGACUGGAGAAGAAAAAGCUGCAUUGUCCAGCAGCACCCAGAGCACUGUACAAACCUACUUGACCAGCAUACAGCAGAAAAACGAAGUCUGUCCACAGUAAGCAAGAAAAAAGGAAAGCCACAGCUGGAAAAGGAUAAAGCAAAGAAAAACUGACUGCCGGUUGGAAUAACAGGGACCAAUGGAGUUAGAGUUGCAGCAUCACAGCACAUCCGUACAGGGACAACAAAAGAUCUGAAUUUGGAUGCUGGAUCUGGUCAUGAUACAUGUGGUGAAACGUCAUCUGAAAGUUACAGUUCUCCUUCUAGUCCACGACAUGAUGGAAGGGAAAGCUUUGAUAGUGAAGAAGAAAAAGACAGAGAUACAGACAGCAAUUCUGAGGACUCUGGGAAUCCACAUACAACCAGGUUUACAGGCUACAGUGCUGUCAGUUCAUCAAAUAUGAACAAACCAACUGCUCAGAUCUCUUCAGUGAGUAAUGAAAACGGAAGCCUUUCAGAAGAUCCUUUGGAAUGCCAAAGUUUCAGGCAUAUUUCCUUCAUGCCUGCCUUACACUGUGUAAUGCACAGCGCUUCCCAGAAGCCUGAAGCAGUUGUCCCACCGCCCAUAUCUGCGGAUGGCAAAGCCGUGGGGAUGUUGGUCACCACUCCAGUUGCUGUCUCGCCAGUGAGAGAGUCUGCAAAUUCACCUCCUGGUGGAAUGGGCCCAGUGACCUCUGGUGAACCUGAGAAACGCCUCGAGCUGAUGGCUUCCCCCUUGCCAGUCCCAUCUACUUUCCUUCCACACUCUGUCCAGCCUGGUAGCCCUGCUUUGCAUUUGGCAAUACCCAGGUUAAAAAUGCCCUCUCCGCAGGGAUCGUCGGAAAGUUGCACAGUUAAUGGGACCGCAGCAGCCAACAGGAAAUUUAAGAUUGGAUCACCAAGUACUUGCUUCAUCCCAGUCCACAAUCCAGGUAGUUUCCCAGGAUCCCCAGUUCCUACUACAGAUCCCAUCACAAAACCUGCAUCCCAAGUGGUAGGACUGAAUCAAAUGGUGCCUCACAUUGAGGAAACCCAGGAAGCAAUCCCUCAGCCUACCAGUCUCAACGUAGUUCUUCCAGCAGCUGGUCUCUCCACAGCAAGACCACCUCCACCAGCUUCAUACGCUUUGCCAGGCAGUCCCCACGCUACAGUAUUGCCCAACCAGAAUACAAACGUGCUAAACACUGUAGCAACUUCCUCACCACCUCAGUCUGCCGGUUUGGGUGUCGGUCAGGUCCAGUCCACUGUUCCUCCUGCAAUCCCGCACCACACGCCAGGCCCUGCCCCCAGCCCGAGCCCUGCUUUAACACACAGCACUGCACAGAGCGACAGCACAUCCUACAUAAAUGCUGUUGGAAAUAACAACACUAACGGGACAAUGUUACCUCCGCAGCAGCUGGGAUCUGGCCCCUGCGGUUCUUGCGGACGUAGGUGUAGCUGUGGGACCAAUGGAAGCCUUCAGAUUAAUAGCUAUUUUUAUCAUAACCCACUUCCCGGACAAGUCUACAGAGUUCCGUCUUUCUUCACUCUGCCAUCACUUUGCAAUGGCAGCUACCUCAAUCAAGCACAUCAAAGCAAUGGGACACAACUCCCAUUCUUCCUGCAUCAGUCUCCGUAUGCAAAUGGGCUCAUGCAUGACCCAGUGAUGGGGAGCCAAGCCAACUAUGGUAUGCAGCAGAUGGCAGGAUUUGGGAGGUUCUAUCCUGUAUAUCCAGCACCUAACGUAGUUGCCAACACAAAUGGGUCGGGACCCAAGAAGAACGGGAACGUUUCAUGUUAAUGUGGUGUCAGUGGACACUAUGCGCAGGACUGUAAGCAGUCAUCCCUGGAGGCCAGUCAACAAGGCACUUACAGACUGAGAUACGCACCUCCCCCUCCCCCUUCCAAUGAUACCUUGGAUUCUGCAGACUGAAACAAGUAAACAUUGCCUACUUAAACUGAAGCUUGGGAAAUUGGGGGAAGGUGUGUGUGGGAGGGAGGGGUUGGUCUUGUGUUUUGGGACAUUCCCGGUUUUAUAUUAUUUUGGAAUUUUUCAUUGCUUUUGCACCUCUGUUCCAUACAAAAGAAGAAAGCUGAGUCCCUGGUCUCCUGGUUCUGCAAAAGGCUUGCGUUAUGCAUGCAAUUCAAACACACAGCCAAACAAUCAAAAAAAGAGCAUUCAAACCAUGCUUUUGCACUGAAGACUUGAGACAUGUGCAAUGUUUACUGCGUUUUUUU
Molecule: messenger RNA, 3969 nt
Organism: Calypte anna (Anna's hummingbird)
Lineage: Eukaryota; Metazoa; Chordata; Aves; Apodiformes; Trochilidae
Gene: ZCCHC2
Product: zinc finger CCHC-type containing 2
Molecular function (GO): nucleic acid binding; phosphatidylinositol binding; zinc ion binding
Source: RefSeq, a predicted model, not a curated record